Lingula anatina is the source of this 2693-nucleotide messenger RNA. RefSeq lists its product as uncharacterized. NCBI's taxonomy places the organism in Eukaryota, Metazoa, Brachiopoda, Lingulata, Lingulida, Lingulidae. Gene Ontology annotation, molecular function: chitin binding. Gene Ontology annotation, cellular component: extracellular region. The record is from RefSeq and is a predicted model, not a curated record.
UAAAAGUGCACGCAGCAACCGACAGGUCAUAUAUCAAGUACAACAAGAAGCCAUUUUCAACUCUUUAUGGGGUUGGGUCCAAUAUGUAAUUAGUAACUAAGAACAAGAAAUUCAGCGAUGCCCGUGAGAUAUGAUUUAAAGUAACAAAUUCAGUGCGGCAUUGUUUAAGAGCGGAAACAUUUGGUAUAUUACAUAAAGUCACACUGUAAUUACCUUUCUAAUGACGAUAAUGGGAGCGCCUGACUCACCCUCUUCACAAAGAUCUGUGUCGCAUGAUGUUAGAUAAUUACAUUAACACAUCAAAUGAUUGUAUUUCACAAGAUCUUUGUGAAUAAGCCUUUGCUUGGGAAGAUUUUAUCGCAUAAUUUGGCUACUGCCUUAAACAAAGACGCGGGCAAGACCGACACGUUCCAACAGUGUUUCAGGUGCUUUACCUUUCAUAAUAUAUCAAUGAUGUUUUUCGAUAGGGAUGGAAUGACGUUUUCCUGUUUUUCCUUCCUCUGAGUCGGAAGAGUGCGCGUUAUGAUAGCCAUCUAUGGUACCUGUGGACUGUGUUUAGACAUUCGCGACCAGGGCCUCAAAUGUCCUGAUACAGUUAGCUGUUCCAUAUACUUUGAGUGUAAUUUCGGGAGGUGGGUCGAGAGGCGGUGCCCCAGUGGGACUUUCUUCUCCUCCGCCUCACAGGAAUGUGGCUUCGUGUGCGACAUUUCCCCCACCUGGUGGAUAACCUCAUCAUCAACAACUACGACGCAAUCCACAACUUCUACAACUACAACUACGACACCUACAACGACAACGACAUCAACAACCACAACUACUACUCCAACCACAACAACGACAACAACCCCAACGACAACAACCACACCGACGACAACCACCAAGCCAACAACGACCACAACGACGCCAACAACAACCACAACACCAACUACAACUACAACGCCAACAACAACCACGACCAAGCCAACCACAACUACGACCAGAACGACCAUAUUUACUGUAACUCAAGAAACUACCGAGUCGUCUGUAAAUGAGGACUUAAGCAACGAUAUCCCUCCUCAGACUCCUCACUUCGAGAAGAGCACAAACCCCACUCCAACCAAUGAGAAGGAGUCUAAAGAGGCAGAAGAUGACAGACAUCUCUACAUACUCAUAGGUGGAGCUUUAGCUGGUGGGCUUAUCUUGGUGGCCAGUUUUAUCAUUCUUGUCAUUGUCCUGGUGCACAAAAGGAAGAGAAAUAGAUUGCAAAGAGAAGUCAAGGCACAGAAGUAUCAAUAUGAAUCCACUCUUGGACGCUCUGGCCAUGGGUAUAAAGGACCUUAUCUGGAGAUGGACGAUCGCAGCGUGAUCACGAUGACACCCAGCACCUUACACAGGGACAUGGCCCCGUACAGAGGUCAUCGCACCGGUCCCCUCCCCUCCAUCUCACGUGAGGAGCCACGGUACAUCCUUCACAGGAACGCUCUCAGCCGCAGUACUGACGUCCUGUACGACGAUUACACUAACACUUCUGAUGAGGCCGCGUCCGUGGACAGCUUGGAGAUGAGAACCACCCCCAGGGGAUUCCGUCCAAGAUACGACGACACCCGAUCUGUGUGCUCAAUGGCCUCUAGCCGUCCCGGCGGAAGGGGACCCCGUUACAUGGAUAGAAGAAACCCCCAACCUCACUACAACGGAUACGAUGCCGGGUAUUACAGAGCCACGCAGAGUCUCCAGAGGAACGUCCAUAACCCGGAGAGAUACCCCAACGGCCCAAGUCGCGGAAAUUCUCCAAUGUUCUCGCCUGUGUUUGAGAGUGGUCUCGCAACCAUGCCACGUGAAGAAGUGAGGAAACCGAAAAGACAAAGACAAAGGAAGCCACGUGACAGCGGCCCACAUGACAUGUUUGUGUUCAGCGAAGACUGCGUCAGUGUUGCCAGCACCCUCGAUCUGACGGAGCCCCAGACUGAGAACAAGCAGUUCACUUCGGCAAUCACUCUCCCAGAAUGAGCAGCUAAUAUAGGGAAGGACUGAGCAAGUAGUUCACAGCUGAGAGAGUAGGCCUACCGACCUCCGGAAAGUGCCGAAAACAGCCGGAGAAUGUGAAUAAAUGGCCCGGGAAACACAAAGAAUGUCUCGGAAUGGAGAUUUUGUUGCUCUGGAACAAGUAACAAGAGUUGGAAUAUUUUCAACUUGAAUUUGCAUUCCCACUUGUGGCCGUCCUAGCGCCGGGCCUUAUGCCUCUUCACACAUUUGAACAUUAAAUGAAAAAGUAACGUUUUCGAGAACUGAGAACGAAAAAUAUUUAAUGUCUGUCAUUCUACACAAUGGGACCGAGACAAAUGGGCAUACAUAUCUGAAAGUUCAGAAGUUAACGGUUGAAUAAUUACGUCUGUUAAAUGCAGACAUGUAUAUAGUGAUCAUGACUUUUUAGUAGCAGUAGAAUUAACGUAUUCGAGACAAUGAGCGCAUUUUGGUUGGCAUUUGGUAAAACGGAUCCAGCCUUAUUUGGCUAGAAAUGCACAUACCUUGCUGCCUUUGUCAUAUAUCACACGUCCUGCCUACAUGCUUGGCAUUUGUGUGUCGCGAGUGAAGCUGUGCUAAAUCACAAGUUCAAGCCAACUGUCGUUUUGCAUUUAUAUAUCUAUAUAUCGUCAUCUAAACCAUUAUCAUUCAAUUUACUAUCUUUCAGGAAUAAAUAUGUAUCUACUUGUAUA